Molecule: messenger RNA, 517 nt
Organism: Acanthoscelides obtectus
Lineage: Eukaryota; Metazoa; Arthropoda; Insecta; Coleoptera; Chrysomelidae
Source: the annotation of a GenBank genome assembly
CUCAAUCAAUUGUCCAUUCAUGGAGCAUGAUUAUGCUCAUCAAUAAUUGUCAACAAUUCCAUCCCAAUGUUUAACCUGACAUUUUAUGGUUAGACUCCUAGUAAUUUUCACUUUUAAGGGUUGUCGAUUUUCACAUGAAAACUGGGCGACCAGCGUGACUGAAAAACUGGCAACCCUGUAAAACGGAGUCAGUCCUCCAUACGCCGCGUAGGAUUACGUUGUGCGCUAUUAAAGUGGCUUAAAAUCUCGCUACCGUCUCUAUACGUACAUACUAUAGAAAAACACGCUGAAAUAAUUGUCGGUAGAGUUCGGUGCUAGGCGUCGCGUUCGGGACUGCUUCGGCGAGUUUUUUUAGCAAUAGUACCCGCUGGCUAACAAACACGAUAAACAGCAGAUAAACAGUGAAUCUGCCUCUCCGUGCUAAGUGUAGUUCGGUAGUGAGUGGUGUGGUUGUGGUGAAUUGAGAAAACUUCAUACUCUUCUGGAGACAGCUAAAUGCCUACCAAAGUACCCAUUG